Messenger RNA from Coregonus sp. 'balchen', 11823 nucleotides. NCBI's taxonomy places the organism in Eukaryota, Metazoa, Chordata, Actinopteri, Salmoniformes, Salmonidae. The record is from the annotation of a GenBank genome assembly.
GAAGUAAAUCCAGUCCAAAAAAGUAUCUGGGCUGAGCGUAAAGAACACAGUCAGCUGUGUUUGGAGUUUCCCUCGCUGCUCUAUCGAUUGCUCCAUACAUCAUUAUUCAUAGUGGAGAAGAAACACUAGUGAAUUCUGUCCCGGGUUGUCUGACAGAGACAACUGUCCCAGCCCAAGUAUGGCCCACUCUGCAGCAGGCCUACAGACCCCAUCUGAGGAUGAGUGUCCCAUCUGUAGGAGUACCCUGACGGACCCACAUCACCCUGAUGCCUGUUCUCAUGUGUGAGUAACCUCUUUUUAUUAUCAUAUUCUCUGGUGUUAUAUUGCAGUUUGUAGCCUAAUCUGUAACUUAAUUUGUAGCCAGGUCUUUCUGUUCAAAUUGAGUGAAUGUAAAGUAGAUUCAAUUUUACACAGAAGCUACUCUGUAGCUGUGAACUCCCAGAGCUGAUGGUUGGGUUAUAUCAGUCUCUAACCCCAAAUAGUUCCAAAUAGGUCAUUCUCUCUAAUGAAAUUAUUUCAGUGUAAGGAACUCCCUCAAAUACAUUUUCUAUUAGUUCUCUUUAUUUCUAUGAAUAAAGACCAUCAGCACAGUGCAAAGAAUAGCCUCUUUGUACAAACUCAACAUUUAUGUUUCUCAUUCACAGCGCUUUUCAAUAUUACUUGCGUAAAAUUAUAAACUACUGAGAUGAGCUCAGAUUGUAGACUAAAGUAUAGUUUAGGCAUGUCAGAUUGUCAAAUAUUAUAUGCUAUGAUUUGACCAAUGCCUUCAUACUCUAAGUAAUAAACAGAUUAUUUACUUCCUCCACACUUGCAGUUAAAUAACACUGAGGGGAAUUUUUCCUCACCUCACAAAAAAUACCUGACUAUACCAAAUACUAUACUCAUAGGGGAGAGUGGGAUAACUUGAUUUUUUUAAAACAAUUUACAUCACUCCGUCAAGGGAAAUGUACUAUUCUUUCUACCAAAGAUAUCUACAUAUAUUUCAGGAUGUUGUGUAUACCUGGGAAUAAUCAGAAUUAAUGUACAGUUGAAGUCGAAAGUUUACAUACACUUAGGUUGGAGUCAUUAAUACUCAUUUUUCAACCACUCCACAAAUUUCUUGUUAACAAACUAUAGUUUUGGCAAGUCGGUUAGGACAUCUACUUUGUGCAUGACACAAGUAAUUUUUCCAACAAUUGUUUACAGACAGAUUAUUUCACUUAUAAUUCACUGUAUCACAUUUCUAGUGGGUCAGAAGUUUACAUACACUAAGUUGACUGUGCCUCUAAACAGCUUGGAAAUUUUCAGAAAAUGAUGUCAUGGCUUUAGAAGCUUCUGAUAGGCUAAUUGACAUAAUUUGAGUCAAUUGGAGGUGUACCUGUGGAUGUAUUUCAAGGCCUACCUUCAAACUCAGUGCCUUUUUGCUUGACAUCAUGGGAAAAUCAAAAUAAAUCAGCCAAGUCUGGUUCAUCCUUGGGGGCAAUUUCCAAACGGCUGAAGGUACCACGUUCAUCUGUACAAACAAUAGUACACAAGUAUAAACACCAUGGGACCACGCAGCCGUCAUACCGCUCAGGAAGGAGACGCGUUCUGUCUCCUAGAGAUGAACGUACUUUGGUGCGAAAAGUGCAAAUCAAUCCCAGAACAACAGCAAAGGACCUUGUGAAGAUGCUGGAGGAAACAGGUACAAAAGUAUCUAUAGUGGGGAGAACAAGUAUUUGAUACACUGCCGAUUUUGCAGGUUUUCCUACUUACAAAGCAUGUAGAGGUCUGUAAUUUUUAUCAUAUGUACACUUCAACUGUGAGAGACGGAAUCUAAAACAAAAAUCCAGAAAAUCACAUUGUAUGAUUUUUAAGUAAUUAAUUUGCAUUUUAUUGCAUUACAAAAUAGAUGGCAUCAUGAGGAAGGAAAAUUAUGUGGAUAUAUUGAAGCAACAUCUCAAGACAUCAGUCAGGAAGUUAAAGCUUGGUCGUAAAUGGGUCUUCCAAAUGGACAAUGACCCCAAGCAUACUUCCAAAGUUGUGGCAAAAUGGCUUAAGGACAACAAAGUCAAGGUAUUGGAGUGGCCACCACAAAGCCCUGACCUCAAUUCUAUAGAACAUUUGUGGGCAGAACUGAAAAAGCGUGUGCGAGCAAGGAGGCCUACAAACCUGACUCAGUUACACCAGCUCUGUCAGGAGGAAUGGGCCAAAAUUCACCCAACUUAUUGUGGGAAGCUUGUGGAAGGCUACCCGAAACGUUUGACCCAAGUUAAACAAUUUAAAGGCAAUGCUACCAAAUACUAAUUGAGUGUAUGUAAACUUCUGACCCACUGGGAAUGUGAUGAAAGAAACAAAAGCUGAAAUAAAUAAUUCUCUACUAUUAUUCUGACAUUUCACAUUCUUAAAAUAAAGUGGUGAUCCAAACUGACCUAAGACAGGGAAUUUUUACUAGGAUUAAAUGUCAGGAAUUGUGAAAAACAGAGUUUAAAUGUAUUUGGCUAAGGUGUAUGUAAACUUCCGACUUCAACUGUAAACAUUCCAGUUUUGAAAACAUAGCUUCUGGUCUCUAGGCACAACUUACCCCAGGUAUGUUGAGCCACGGGACAGGGUAAGUUAAGCCGUCUACAAAUGUCUGUACUGAAUGAAAUAUUACCACUACCUUUUUAAAUCCAUGUCUAUCUUUAUUUCCCAAACACAAUUCAACACAAUCACAAUCGCUUUUUUGUCUUUUAAUAAUAUUAAGCAUCUUUUGGCACAGGCUUAACACCUAACAAACACUUUUAACAUAACAACAUGUUACACUUCAAUUUGCCUAACUUCCCUGUGGCUAGACCAUUGGCUUAACUUGACCAAAGACAAACAUUUAGACUAUAUUAGCCCACACAGCUACAAGGAUGCACUAUCAUGCUAGGUUUAGGACCUCAUAUUAAGACUUAUGAAAUGAUGAACUCUUCCUAAAUAUUUGGUCAAAUUAUAAAUGUUGAGUAUAGUUUCCUAGAAACAAAGGUGGCUCAACUUACCACACGCACCCCUAUGUUAAACUCUUGUCUUAAUAGCAAUCAGAAGUAGCCUAUUAGAAUGUGGAUGAGAGUUCUUUAACCUUUCCCUUCCACACUUACGAUCAGUGUAGUCUGGAUUUAUGACAUAGCUGCAGUUAGUCAAUCGCAGCUUCUCACAGAACAGGUUUAAUUCUUCCUGUAAGUGUUUACUUCAUGACUGAAGAAUGUGCCACUUUAUCAAUGGUCAAUAACCAUAGUUGUGCAUGUUGCUUAUGCAUUUCAUUGAAUGAUGCACUGUAAAACUCAAUCUUCUGUUUUGUGUGUGUGUGUGUUCCAGGUUCUGCCGCCAAUGUCUGACCCGUUCUCUAAUGUCGAUACCCCACUGCCCUGUGUGCAGAGCUGAGGCGCGGGUUGAUGACAUCAGGCCUGUCAGAGUCAAGACGAGGGUCAUGGUCAUCAGGUUGGGUCAACCUCUACCAGGCUUGUCAGGGCUUUCCACCCCAGCAACAAGAUCUGUGGCAGGUGACGUCCAGAGGUGAAUGACUUACUGGUCCAGAUACAGCCAAACACACACAGCCAAACACAGCCAAGUACAACAGAACCACAUCGAGACCCUGGGUGUGCAUGACGUAUUUUAGCAUUAAAUUCAGAGGUUUACAAUUCAUGCAUUGACAGUCUCAAUAAUGACCUAAAGGUUGACCAAUUGAAUACUUAAUGUUUCUUUUUUAGCUAUAUCAGACUGCUGCAAAUAGCCUCAAAGACAGAAGGAAGGAGCCUGGCCAAUCAGACCCCAGCUGUCACCACAGCCCCUCCCCCUCCCGCCCCAAGACCCCUCCACAGACCACUCUCUUCCUCCAUCACUCCUCCUGCUCCAACCAAUGAUGUAGACCUAUAUAUGUCUAUGACUCGUAGACCUGCCCCCACAGUCAUUCCAACAGCUGGCACUACUGCACCUACCAGCCCACCUGCCACCCCACCUGCCACCCUACCUACCAUCACUCCUCCUGCCCCAACCAAUGAUGUAGACCUAUAUAUGUCUAUGACUCAAACACCUGGCCCCACAGUCACUCCAACAGGUGCCACUACUCUACCCGCACCUACAACCCCAACUACCAUACCUGCCAUCACACUGACACCUACCAUCAGAUCUAAACCCACCCCCACACCCCGCACCAGGGCUCUCUCCGCCCCAGGACAACAGCCUUUCGCCAUCCCUCAGCACACACCUUCCGCAGCUCAAAGACCCACCUCCAUGCCCUCUACCUCUACCCCUGCUCCCCCAGUACUGGCUGCUCCUCCAUCCCUCUCCUUCACGGAUGAUGGGUAAGUCAAAGUCACCAUUGGUCUGUACGUUUGCAUAAGUGUGCUUGUGUGGUGAUUAGAGUACAUUAGAUUGUUAUACUGCAUAUUUGCUGCUCAUUGUUGACUACUGCAGACUCAUCAUGAGAAACCUGAUCAUGUUCUAUUUUCAGUGACUUGUAUGAAAACUUGCCGGGCCUGCAAGGCCAGUUAGCGAGGUAAGAAUGUAUCGGUUAAGAGUGAAUAUUUACCCUUGUCUUCAAGAUAUACAACUACAGUAUUACAUUUUUAUUUUCCUCUCCAACGCUCACUCUGUGUCUGUCUCUGUCUGUCUGUCUCUCAAUCUCUGUCUGUCUCUCACUCUCUGUCUGUCUGUCUGUCUCUCACUCUCUGUCUGUCUGUCUGUCUCUCACUCUCACUCUGUCUGUCUGUCUGUCUGUCUGUCUGUCUGUCUGUCUGUCUGUCUGUCUGUCUGUCUCUCACUGUCUGUCUGUCUCUCACUCUCUGUCUGUCUGUCUCUCACUCUCUCUGUCUGUCUCUCUCUGUCUGUCUGUCUGUCUGUAUUUCACUCACUGUCUGUCUGUCUGUCUGUCUGUCUGUCUGUCUGUCUGUCUGUCUGUCUGUCUGUCUGUCUGUCUGUCUGUCUGUAUCUCACUCUCUGUCUGUCUGUCUGUCUGGAUCUCACUCUAUCUGUCUGUCUGUCUGGAUCUCACUCUAUCUGUCUGUCUGUCUGGAUCUCACUCUAUCUGUCUGUCUGGAUCUCACACUCUGUCUGUCUGUAUCUCACUCUCUGUCUGUCUGUCUGUCUGGAUCUCACUCUAUCUGUCUGUCUGGAUCUCACACUCUGUCUGUCUGUUCCCUCUGUCUGUCUGUCUGUCUGUCUGUCUGUCUGUCUGUCUGUCUGUCUGUCUGUCUGUCUGUCUGUAUCUCACUCUCUGUCUGUCUGUCUGUCUGUCUGUCUGUAUCUCACUCUGUCUGUCUGUAUCUGUCUGUAUCUGUCUCUCUGUCUCUGUCUGUCUGUCUGUCUGUCUGUCUGUCCUGUCUGUCUGUCUGUAUCUCACUCUCUCUGUCUGUCUGUCUCUAUCUCACUCUCUCUCUGUCUGUCUGUCUGUAUCUCACUCUCUCUGUCUGUCUGUCUGUAUCUCACUCUCUCUCUGUCUGUCUGUCUGUAUCUCACUCUGUCUGUCUGUCUGUCUGUAUCUCACUCUCUCUGUCUGUCUGUCUGUAUCUCACUCUCUCUGUCUGUCUGUCUGUAUCUCACUCUCUCUGUCUGUCUGUCUUUAUCUCUCUGUCUGUCUGUAUCUCUCUCUCUCUCUGUCUGUCUGUCUCACUCUCUCUCUUUCUGUCUGUCUGUCUGUCUGUCUGUCUGUCUGUCUGUCUCACUCUCUGUCUGUCUGUCUGUCUGUAUCUCUCUCUCUCUCUGUCUGUCUGUCUGUCUCGAUCUCACUCUCUGUCUGUCUGUCUGUCUCGAUCUCACUCUCUCUCUGUCUGUCUCUAUCCCACUGUCUGUCUGUCUGUGUCUGUCUGUCUCUAUCUCACUCUCUGUCCGUCUGUCUGUCUCUCACUCUCUGUCUGUCCGUCUGUCUCUCACUCUCUGUCUGUCCGUCUGUCUGUCUCUCACUCUCUGUCUGUCUGUCUGUCUGUCUCUCACUCUGUCUGUCUGUAUGUCUCUCACUCUGUCUGUCUCUCACUCUCUCUGUCUGUCUGUCUCUCACUCUCUCUGUCUGUCUCUCACUCUCUCUGUCUGUCUGUCUCUCACUCUCUCUCUGUCUGUCUGUCUGUCUGUCUCUCUGUCUGUCUGUAUUUCACUCUCUCUCUGUCUGUCUGUCUGUAUCUCACUCUCUGUCUGUCUGUCUGUCUGUCUGUCUGUCUGUCUGGAUCUCACUCUCUGUCUGUCUGUCUCUCUGUCUGUAUCUCACUCUCUGUCCGUCUCUCUGUCCGUCUCUCUGUCCGUCUCUCUGUCUGUCUGUCUCUCACUCUGUCUGUCUCUCACUCUCUCUGUCUGUCUCUCACUAUCUGUCUGUCUGUAUCUCACUCUGUCUGUCUGUCUGUCUGUAUCUCACUCUGUCUCUGUCUGUAUCUCACUCUCUGUCUGUCUGUAUCUCACUCUCUGUCUGUCUGUCUGUCUCUCACUCUCUGUCUGUCUGUCUUGAUCUGUCUGUCUAUCUGUCUGUCUGUAUCUCACUCUCUCUGUCUGUCUGUAUCUCACUCUCUCUGACUGUCUGUCUCUCACUCUCUGUCUGUCCGUCUGUCUCUCACUCUCUGUCUGUCCGUCUGUCUCUCACUCCUUCUGUCUGUCUGUAUGUCUCUCACUCUGUCUGUCUCUCACUCUCUCUGUCUGUCUGUCUGUCUCUCACUCUCUCUGUCUGUCUCUCACUCUCUCUGUCUGUCUGUCUCUCACUCUCUCUCUGUCUCUCUGUCUGUCUGUCUCUCUGUCUGUCUGUAUUUCACUCUCUCUCUGUCUGUCUGUCUGUCUGUAUCUCACUCUCUGUCUGUCUGUCUGUCUGUCUGUCUGUCUGUCUGUCUGUCUGUCUGUCUGUCUGUCUGUCUGUCUGUCUGUCUGUCUGUCUGUCUGUAUCUCACUCUCUGUCUGUCUGUCUGGAUCUCACUCUCUCUGUCUGUCUGUCUGUCUGUCUGGAUCUCACUCUCUCUGUCUGUCUGUCUGGAUCUCCUCUCCGGUCUGUUCUGUCUGUCUCUCACUCCUGUCUGUCUGUCUGUAUCUCACUCUCUGUCUGUCUGUCUGUAUCUCACUCUCUGUCUGUCUGUCUGUCUCUCACUCUCUGUCUGUCUGUCUGUCUCUCACUCUCUGUCUGUCUGGCUGUCUCUCACUUUCUGUCUGGCUGUCUUUCACUCUCUGUCUGGCUGUCUCUCACUCUCUGUCUGUCUCUCUGUCUGUAUCUCACUCUCUGUCUCUCUAUCUGUCUGUCUGUCUCUCACUCUGUCUGUCUGUCUGUAACUCACUCUGUCUCUGUCUGUAUCUCACUCUGUCUCUGUCUGUAUCUCACUCUGUCUCUGUCUGUAUCUCACUCUCUGUCUGUCUGUCUCUCACUCUCUGUCUGUCCGUCUGUCUCUCACUCUCUGUCUGUCCGUCUGUCUGUCUCUCACUCUCUGUCUGUCUGUCUGUCUGUCUCUCACUCUGUCUGUCUGUAUGUCUCUCACUCUGUCUGUCUCUCACUCUCUCUGUCUGUCUGUCUCUCACUCUCUCUGUCUGUCUCUCACUCUCUCUGUCUGUCUGUCUCUCACUCUCUCUCUGUCUGUCUGUCUGUCUGUCUCUCUGUCUGUCUGUAUUUCACUCUCUCUCUCUGUCUGUCUGUCUGUAUCUCACUCUCUGUCUGUCUGUCUGUCUGUCUGUCUGUCUGGAUCUCACUCUCUGUCUGUCUGUCUCUCUGUCUGUAUCUCACUCUCUGUCCGUCUCUCUGUCCGUCUCUCUGUCCGUCUCUCUGUCUGUCUGUCUCUCACUCUGUCUGUCUCUCACUCUCUCUGUCUGUCUCUCACUAUCUGUCUGUCUGUAUCUCACUCUGUCUGGUCUGUCUGUCUGUAUCUCACUCUGUCUCUGUCUGUAUCUCACUCUCUUCUUCUGUAUCUCACCUCUGUCUGUCUGUCCUGUCCUUCUCACUCUCGUCCUCCUGUCUGUCUGUCUCUCACUGUCUGUCUGUCGUCUCCGCACUGUUCUGUCCUGUCCUCUCACUGUCCCCCUCCUGUCUGUCUGUCUGGAUCCUCACUCUCUGUCUGUCUGUCUUGAUCUGUCUGUCUAUCUUGUCCUGUCUGUAUCUCACUCUCUCUGGCUGUCUGUAAUCUCACUCUCUCUGACUGCUCCUGUCCUCUCACUCUCUGUCUGUCCGUCUGUCUCUCACUAUGUCUGUCCGUCUGUCUGUCUCUCACUCUCUGUCUGUCUGUCUGUCUGUCUGUCUGUCUCUAACUCUGUCUGUCUGUAUGUCUCUCACUCUGUCUGUCUCUCACUCUCUCUGUCUGUCUGUCUGUCUCUCACUCUCUCUGUCUGUCUCUCACUCUCUCUGUCUGUCUGUCUCUCACUCUCUCUCUGUCUCUCUGUCUGUCUGUCUCUCUGUCUGUCUGUAUUUCACUCUCUCUCUGUCUGUCUGUCUGUCUGUAUCUCACUCUCUUCUGUCUGUCUGUCUGUCUGUCUGUCUGUCUGUCUGUCUGUCUGUCUGUAUCUCACUCUCUGUCUGUCUGUCUGUCUCGAUCUCACUCUCUCUGUCUGUCUGUCUGUCUGUCUGGAUCUCACUCUCUCUGUCUGUCUGUCUGGAUCUCACUCUCUGUCUGUCUGUCUGUAUCUCACUCUCUGUCUGUCUGUCUGUAUCUCACUCUCUGUCUGUCUGUCUGUAUCUCACUCUCUGUCUGUCUGUCUGUCUCUCACUCUCUGUCUGUCUGUCUGUCUCUCACUCUCUGUCUGUCUGGCUGUCUCUCACUUUCUGUCUGGCUGUCUUUCACUCUCUGUCUGGCUGUCUCUCACUCUCUGUCUGUCUCUCUGUCUGUAUCUCACUCUCUGUCUCUCUAUCUGUGCUGUGUCUCUCACGCUGUCUGUCUGGUCUGUAACUCACUCUGUCUCUGUCUGUAUCUCACUCUGUCUCUGUCUGUAUCUCACUCUGUCUCUGUCUGUAUCUCACUCUCUGUCUGUCUGUCUCUCACUCUCUGUCUGUCUGUCUCUCACUGUCUGUCUCUCACUCUCUGUCUGUCUCGUCACUCUCUGUCUGUCUGUCUUGAUCUGUCUGUCUGUCUAUCUGUCUGUCUGUAUCUCACUCUCUCUGUCUGUCUGUAUCUCACUCUCUCUGACUGUCUGUCUCUCACUCUCUGUCUGUCUCUCACUCUCUGUCUGUCUGUCUGUCUCUCACUGUCUGUCUGUCUGUCUGUCUGUCUCUCUCACUCUGUCUGUCUGUCUGUCUGUCUGUCUGUCUCUCUCACUCUCUCUGUCUGUCUGUAUCUCACUCUCUGUCUGUCUGUAUCUCACUGUCUUUCUGUCUGUAUCUCACUCUCUGUCUGUCUGUCUCUCACUCUCUGUCUGUCUGUCUGUCUGUCUCUCACUCUGUCUGUCUGUCUGUCUGUCUCUCACUCUUUCUGUCUGUCUAUCUGUCUGUGUCUCACUCUGUUCUCUGUCUGUCUGUCUGUCUCUCACUCUCUCUGUCUGUCUGUCUGUCUCUCACUCUCUCUGUCUGUCUGUCUGUCUCUCACUCUCUCUGUCUGUCUGUCUGUCUCUCUCACUCUGUCUGUCUGUCUGUCUGUCUCUCACUCUGUCUGUCUGUCUCUCACUCUGUCUGUCUGUCUCUCUGUCUCUCUGUCUGUCUGUCUGUAUCUCACUCUCUUUGUCUGUCUGUCUGUAUUUCACUCUCUCUAUGUCUGUCUGUAUCUCACUCUCUGUCUGUCUGUCUCUCUGUCUGUCUGUCUGUCCUGUCUGUUAAAUCUCACGUCUGUGGUUCUGUAUCUCACUCUCUGAACUCCCCUGUCUGCUGUCUGUAAAAUCUCAACCCACUCUCUGUCUUCUGUCCUGGUAAUCUCACUCUCUUGUCUGUCCCUGUCUGUCUGUUUAUCUCACUGUCUGUCUUGUCUAGAUCUCACUCUCCCUGUUCCUGUGGGUCUGUCUGUUCUGUCUGUAUCUCCACUCCUCUGUUCUCUCUGUCUGUCUGGCUGCAUCUCACUCGGUCUGUUAAUCUUCACUCCUGACUCUCUGUCUGUUCCCUUAAUCACUCUUUCUGUCCUGUCCUGUCCUUGUCCUGUCUCUCUUCACUCAACGCUGUCCUGUCCUGUCCUGUCUGUUUCUGUCUGUCUGUCUGUCUCUCCCACUCUCUCUGUCUGGUCGUAAAUCUCACUCUCUGUCUGGUCUGUAUCUCACUGUCUUUCUGUUCCUGGUAUCUCCAACUCUCCUGUCCUGUCUGUAUCUCACUCUCUGUCUGUCUGUAUUUCACUCUCUGUCUGUCUGUAUCUCACUGUCUUUCUGUCUGUAUCUCACUCUCUGUCUGUCUGUAUCUCACCUCUCUGUCCUGUCUGUGUUUCAACUCCUGUCCUGUCUGUAUCUCCAACUCUCCUGUCCUGUCCUCGAUCUCAAUCCUGUGCUGUCUGGUCUGUAAAUCUCUCUGUCUGUCUGUCUAUCUCACUCUCUGUCUGUCUGUAUCUCACUCUCUGUCUGUCUAUAUCACUCUCUGUCUGUCUGUCUGUAUCUCACUCACUGUCUGUCUGUAUCUCACUCUGUCUGUCUGUCUGUCUGUCUGUCUGUCUGUCUGUCUGUCUGUCUGUCUGUCUGUCUGUCUGUCUGUCUUUAUCUCACUCUCUGUAUGUGUCUGUCUGUAUCUCACUCUCUCUCUCUGUCUGUCUGUCUGUAUCUCACUCUCUGUAUGUGUCUGUCUGUCUGUAUCUCACUCUCUCUCUCUGUCUGUCUGUCUCCAUCUCACUCUCACUCUGUCUGUCUGUCUCUCUGUCUCUCUGUCUGUCUGUUUCUACCCUCUCUCUGUCUGUCUGUCUGUCUGUCUGUCUGUCUGUCUCCAUCUAACUCUCUCUCUCUCACUGUCUGUCUCUGUCUGUCUGUCUCUGUCCGUUUCUCACUCUCUCUCUCUCUGUCUCUCUGUCGGUCUGUUCUCCCGCUCUCUCUCUCUCAGUUCUGUGAUGAGGAUGACGUUUGUCUGUCCGUACUGCCAGGAGAGUGGUCUGGAUGAGAGGGAUCUGUGGGUUCACUGCAAUGGCAAGCAUCAGUAUGACAACAGGCCCGUGGUCAGUGAUAUAUCUGUUAUAAAUCGCUAUAAAGCUGUCAGUUGUGUCAUCAGUUACUCUCAAUCACUGGGUCUCAAACAUGAGUUUAUUCAAUUAAAUGUUUAUUUAACCAAGAUAGUCCACUUAGUAACACGUGUCACUGCCUCCAGGGAUUCCUCGUCCAUAGUCUCUACUCCUAGGGAGUUGUUGGCCACUUGGGCUGAAACUUUGUUGCUCUGAGUGAUUGUUGCUCUCUGGCAUCCUCUAGGUGUGUCCAGUGUGUGCCUCUCUGCCUCACGGUAAUCCAAACCAAAUCAGCAGGGACUUCAUCAUACAUUUGAACCUGAGACACUGCUACUAUACCAAGGACUACACGGUAGGCUACACACAUACACACACACACACACACACAGACACACACACACACACACACACAGACACACACACACACUAAUAAGAUGUUUCUUUGGUCCACAGAACAUCAAUCAAACCGACACGUUGAACUUGCAAGAUGCCAUUAUUGAGUCUCUCCGGGAUGCCAACCUGAAUCCCAGAUGAAUAUCAGAUACAACAUCAAUAAUCUAGCAAUAUAGCAAUAACACACUCAUCAUGAUUUGUAUAUUUUGAUGCUAAAGCUGCUCACAGAAGCCUUUGUAAAAAUGGCAAUGUUGUCGAACAUGUUGAUUGUUGCAGCUGUUCUUUUCUUCCUUUUGAAUGUAUAAAAUCAUGCCCUGUUUACUGCAUCUAUCGAAUGUAUCAACUAUAAUGGAUCUUUUCGAUAUCAGCUUUGAUAUACUUUUUCAUAUAUUUAAUAUCCUUGUAUAUUCUUGACAUAGAAUGACUAUAAUAAAGAAUAUUGAAAUCAAAC